AUGUCCUUGUCUCUGGACCUCGUUCUAGACGUUGGCAACAAGAUUGAGCGAUUGAAAACAGUACCGACGCUUAAUAUUAUUCCCCCCUUAUUUUCCAACUCAAUAGAGACAUUACACACUGCUCAUAAUGUUGCUGAAAACUAUUCGACAGAGCACGACCAGUUUCGCCCACUUUUGGAAUCACCAGAAUAUGAAGAGGGAGUCGAAAAAUCCUCACCUCCUCCGAGGGCGUCUGCUUCCAGACUCAGUUUGACGUCUGCUAACAUGGGGAAGACUUUUGAUUUGGCUUUGAAUGGCAAAAUUUCCAGUUCUCCUCUGUCAGCUGGGAGAAAUUCAGCUCUAGUUCAAUUCAACUCGCAGUCCCAUAGGAAAGUUAUACCGGCCUUUCCACAGAAGCAGGCUCACGGCUGCAUGGAGAUAAGAUAG
Opisthorchis viverrini is the source of this 426-nucleotide messenger RNA. RefSeq lists its product as hypothetical. The record is from RefSeq and is a predicted model, not a curated record. The transcript has 4 exons. Lineage: Eukaryota; Metazoa; Platyhelminthes; Trematoda; Opisthorchiida; Opisthorchiidae. Bases 1 to 426 code for a protein of 141 amino acids.